Messenger RNA from Rhopilema esculentum, 1172 nucleotides. RefSeq names its product ER membrane protein complex subunit 2. The record is from RefSeq and is a predicted model, not a curated record. Lineage: Eukaryota; Metazoa; Cnidaria; Scyphozoa; Rhizostomeae; Rhizostomatidae. Gene Ontology annotation, molecular function: protein binding.
UGUUGCUGUAUGAAGAAGAAUAAUAAGUCAACCGCUGAUCAGUGAAGUCAACAUACCGGUAUUUCUUUGCCCAAGGAUCUCUUUAGCUUUACUGGAAAUAAUCUUUGUAGUAACAGAGAAAUGGCAUCAUCUGAAGAAGUUGUUGACGUGGAAGUUGCGAGGAGAAAAAUGAAAGAAUGGCGGGAAGAGGGCUAUAGAAACAGCGACGAAGUUGUUGAGUUCGGAGAGUGUUUGUUGCUUGAACAUGGCAAUAAACUCGGCGAUGAACUAUGGACCAUCCAUGAGCAGGUUUUUGUUGCUGCACUGGACAGUGGCAGACUAGACUUAGCAACAAGCUGCUUGAGAGCACUGAAUAAACAAUUUCCAAGGAGUCUUAGGGUAAAGAAGUUGAGAGGCAUGAGACUAGAGGCGCUGGAGGACUGGGAAAAUGCGAAAAAGAUAUACGAAAACAUAUUAGCAGAAGAUCCUGCAAACCUUAUUGUGAGAAAACGUUGCAUAGCAGUCACUAAAGCACAGAAUAAUCCCUAUGAAACAGUAAAAGAGCUGACAGAAUAUCUUGAUGUUUUCAUGAGUGACCAAGAAGCAUGGAUGGAGCUUGCUGAUCUCUAUAUUAGCCUGCAAGAGUAUCACAAGGCAGCGUUCUGCCUUGAAGAAUUGAUUUUGACGCAUCCACACAACCAUCUCUAUCAUCAACGCUAUGCAGAAAUUCACUAUACAAUUGGCACCAGCGACAGUAUAGAGCUGAGUAGAAAGUAUUUUGCUCAAGCCUAUAAACUAGAUCCCAACAACAUCAGAGCAUUGUAUGGCUUAUUCUUAUGCUUUUCUAGCCAGAAUUCAAACAUGAAAAGCAAUCCUAAAUCAAAGAAAAAUAAUACAAGAUAUUCUCAUUGGGCUGCCCAAGAAAUAAUUGAGAAGUAUAGCACUGAGCGUCAUGGUAAAUCUGCAGAACAGAUGUCUGCAUUGGAGCACAUGUUUGAUUCAAUGCAGCUUUCUUUGCCAACAAACAUUCCAGAGUAGCAACCAAAAUGAAUUAUGCUGAAUGAAUUUGGCAAUGAAGUUUCAUGAUUAAAAUGCCUAUAUUUUAUUCGGGUAUUCUUGUAUAGAAAUCCACACAUGAUCUUCUGAAAUAUGUAUGUUUACAUUUAUUUCAACCAAUUAAUGUUUAAUUCCAA